Messenger RNA from Penaeus chinensis, 1105 nucleotides. RefSeq names its product cuticle protein AMP1B-like. The record is from RefSeq and is a predicted model, not a curated record. The transcript is spliced from 4 exons. Bases 1 to 546 code for a protein of 181 amino acids. Gene Ontology annotation, molecular function: structural constituent of chitin-based larval cuticle. Gene Ontology annotation, cellular component: chitin-based extracellular matrix. NCBI's taxonomy places the organism in Eukaryota, Metazoa, Arthropoda, Malacostraca, Decapoda, Penaeidae.
AUGGGGCACCGAAGUGUAAGGCACCGAGGUAUGGAUGCCAAGAUAAUUCGGCUCGCCGGAGACAUGUGGUGUGGCAAUGGAUGCAAGCCAGUGAGAACUCAUGUACCACUUAAUUAUCAUAUUAUCUCUUGUACAUGUAACAACCCGAUGGAACACGGGACGCUCUGUGUUCAGGCGAUCAUCUUCACUUGCGCUAUCGCCGUCGCCCUGGCAGCACCCCAGAGCCCAGAAUACCUUGCCGAAACGCUGUUGGAUGAGCGCCAGGACAAUGGAGACGGCAAUUUCAGAUACUCUUUCCAAACCAGCAACGACAUCAGCGCCUCUCAGGUCGGCACGCCCGGGAUCCUGGGUCAGAGUAACGUGCAAGGCUCAUUCAGAUUUCCUCUCACCACCGGCGGAUUCGCAGAAGUGUCUUACAUAGCCGACGAGAAUGGCUACCAACCCACGUCUGACCUGCUGCCCACGCCGCCUCCCCUUCCAGCCCACGUUUUCGAGCUGCUACGCAUAGCCGACGAGCAGCGUGCGCAAGGAAUUACUUUCAACUAGAUUUCAGGAAGAAUUAUUUAUAUUCGCGCUUUUAUUUGUAAAAAAUGGAGGCAACUUUUUGGGAACGAUUAAUACUAGAAGUGUAGUGUAAUAGUGUUUUGGCUAGGAUAUCUAAAUUUGCUUUCUAGCGGUAUCUUGUGUAUCUUUGCGUAACACCAUAGUUUUUUCUUCACAAUGACACGGUUAUAUACAUCCUAUUACCAUUAGACUUUCAACCACGGAAGGAGCCACAUUCGGCGGGAUAAAAUGAAAAGAAGCGGGAGGUUAGCAUCAAACAUGGGAGGGCGAGGCCGUUCGGGUCGUUAAACAACUUGAGUCAUUAAAUUUGACUUAAAUGCGACUUUGCAAUUUUUUCCAGUUUUAAACUCACCCUUAGCGACUUUUUUGUUCGUGGGUUAUGUGCGUGUGUUUGGAAGGGGGGAGGGUGAACGUCGAUUCUUACACUGUAAAAUCAAUGGAUGUAGUCAGAAAUGACCAACUAAGAAGUAGGGAUAUUUUGAGAAUUUCCGUGGUUCGUAUAUUUCCUCAUGUACGUUCAAUAAAGAAUUAAAUUCAUGAA